GUGUCUUGUUACGUGUGUGCGCGCAGGCAAACAGCCACCACAGGAGGCAAAACACUCAGUCGCAAAACAUGGCGAGGUUAAGCGAGCAUGGGAUUCGCCUCAGUUCCAUGAGUCCUUCCUUCCUGAACAGCAACUCUACGAGUCAUACCUGGCCCUUCAGCGCGGUGGCGGAGUUAAUAGACAAUGCGUCAGAUCCUGGUGUAUCCGCUAAACAGUUCUGGAUAGAUGUAGUUGAGGAGGCCAGUCACCUCUGUCUAACCUUCACUGACAAUGGCAGUGGAAUGACGCCGAAUAAACUGCACAAGAUGCUCAGCUUUGGUUUUACAGAAAAGGGUUCCGGUAAGGCCAGCCAGCAAGCCAUCGGCGUGUAUGGGAACGGUUUCAAGUCUGGCUCCAUGCGUCUGGGUCGCGAUGCGCUCAUCUUCACCAAGAACGGCGGCUGCCAGACUGUGGGAAUGCUGUCUCAGACCUACCUGGAAAACAUCAAGGCCCAGGCCGUCAUUGUCCCCAUUGUCCCCUUCAACCAACAAACCAAAUCUCUGGUGAUGACGGAGGACUCGGAGGCCAGCCUGGCAGCAAUCCUUCAAAACUCCAUUGUCACCUCCCAGGAGCUGAUACAUGCGCACUUUGACUCCAUUCCCUCCAAAAAAGGCACAAAGAUAUUAAUCUGGAACAUCCGCAGGGCCAAAGAUGGCAAGCCAGAGAUUGACUUUGAGACCGACCGAAGUGACUUCCGUUUGCCCUCGAUUCAGAUUGAGGAGCUGAAGAAGGGUCUGAGGAGCAGUGGAUCCCUGAGAGCCGAACAGAGCAUCCCAGAAAUGCACUACAGUCUGAAGGCCUAUCUCAGUAUCUUGUAUCUGAAGCCGAGGACACAGAUAAUACUGAGAGGGAAGAAGAAUCUGGCUAAACUAGUGUCGAAGAGGCUUACACAUAUUGAGCAUGACGUGUACAAACCCCACUUCAGUAAAGAGAAGGUGAAGGUGACCUUCGGGAUGAGCCCGAAAAACAAAGACCACUAUGGCAUCAUGAUGUACCACAAGAACCGACUCAUCAAAGCCUACGAGAAAGUGGGCUGCCAGCUGAAGACUUCAGGUCAAAGGGCAGGGGUCGGGGUCAUCGGGGUCAUCGAGUGUAACUUUCUCAAACCUGCUCACAACAAGCAAGACUUUGAAUACACCAAAGAAUACAGACUCACCCUCGGUGCUUUGGGCCUAAAGCUCAACGACUACUGGAGAGAGGUGACGGAGAAGAAGGCCAGAGAGCGAGAGUUUCAGGCUCUAGACAGAGACGAUAGCGAAGAGGAGCCUGAAGAUGCAGAGACUCCCAUAUGGUUACAGUGUGAAGAGUGCCUGAAGUGGCGAAGCAUCCCUGCAAGUCAUUACAACGAGGUUCCUGAAACUUGGAAUUGCAGUCAGAACCCCAAUCCACGUUACAAAAACUGCUCCUCACCAGAGGAAGCAGAAGACAGCGAGGAGCUGUUAACACCCAGCUACCAGAAGAACCACAAGAAGCAAGAACAUCCCAAAAGCAGAAAACGGGAAAAAUCACUGGAGGUGUGUGCGUUCCAGGACCAAGUGACUAAACAUCAAAUCCUUUCACGCAGUUCAUCAGAGCCAAGCCAACCCACCUUCCAAACCACACACACACCUCACCACAUGAGAACAGCAGAUCAAUGCCUCACGGAGACAAACACAGAUUAUUAUAAAGACACACACACAAAUGAUGACAGUACAGCUGAAGUCACACACACGCAACAAAAGCUCACUGAAAGAGACACAGUCAUUAAAGACAAGACACAAGUGCAUGUGGAAAAUGAGACAAAUGAUCACAGCCUUGACAGUGAAAAGAGAAACAGAAAUAAAGACACAAACAUGGAGCCGAUGGAAAGAGGGGAAGAGAACAUAGACACAUUAAGUCUCAAAAGGAAAUCAGGAUCAUUAUUUUACUGUGUGAAAAAGAAGCCAUGUCUUUGGGAGAAGCCACAGCCUGAGUUAGAAAAUGUGGCAGAGGAGCUGAAUCCUGAGAAACAAACGCCGUCCUCUGAGAAGACCAAGCAGGACAGCAGCAGCCAGAUAGAGAAACCGGGUGACACGGCUCAGCGAUUCCUCACCAACCUCACCUGGACCCACUCACUGCCCUCCACCCAGACUGUGAUGGUGUCUCCACUGAGCCGGACAGAAGGGCCGCGGAGCAGACCGCUACCUCCAGAGAGGAGUGACCGGGAAGCUAACGUGCAGAAGCUUGCUGGGUUGGAGAAAGAGACCCAGAGGCUACGGAGGCUUCUAGGUCUGGAAAUCACAAAGACCACUCAAGGCACGAUGACGGCUGCUGAUAGCAGCGCUGAGAAGGCAAACGAAGGGCAGGUGACGCUGCCAGCAUCCAUAGCCAGGAGAGAUGUUGCGUGCCAGACUGACGUGGCUGAGAGCUCUACUUCAUCCAGCAGCCGGGACCAGGCUCCUGGACUUCAGGGGAUGGUGGUCCAGGAUCAGAGAGCCGUGUGCGGGCCGAAGGAGCAGCCUGAGCAGAACAGACCGAGGAGGGAGAAGACAGAAACUCAGAGCAGGAGGAGAGCCAGUGACGGCGAGGCCUGUGAAGACAGCGGACUGUCGCAGGAGAGUCUGCGUGGCAUCCGCAACAACGUGGUGGUGCUUCUCACUGCCCUCCUGCCCCAACUGGACCUGGCUGGCAUCAGUCUGGACACCCCCGACGUGGACAACAUCCUGCAGCAGAUCAUAGAGGUCAACUCUCUGAAACUAUGAUCGUUUACUGUUGGCAGACACAGGUUUUUCCCAUAUUCUUACACAAAGUUUGAACCAAAAUAUAAAGUAUAUUGUAAUAAUUGUCUUUAAAUGCUCUCUUGGAAGGUAAUGUGGUUUCUCACAUUAUUGUUCUAUUAUUUGUGGUGCUUGCCAUGUUUUAUAUGUCCUUAAGUUAACUGGUUUGCCAUCUACAUAUAACCAACAAUGUACAGCUAAUUAGAGGAACUCAGUUUGCCUCAAAUUACACUGUAGAUGAGAGCACAUGCUAAGAGAGAGUUUCUGUAGAAAUCUGUGAAAAAGUAACAAUUUUCAUAGUUACUAUAUUUUGCAUUAAACAAAGAAAACUUUAACUUUGUUGGAAAACAACAACAGCGCUGUCUCUGAUCUAAAAGAGGUUUGAUCCAGGAAUUUUAAGUUUUACUGUUCAGAGUUGUAACACACUGGUUAUCCAGCUUUCAUUGGCUGCACACACAAAUUGCUAACUAGUGGCAGUUUUUUGUCACAUCUUUUUUAAAUACAUUGUGUUUGGUGCUCGUCUGUUUAAAGAAACUUUAUUGUGCGCCUGCCUGCCUGUAUUGCUGACCCUUAAAUCUGAAAUUGUCUCUGUUUGUUCUGCUUCUGUUUUUAUUGACUAUUUAUGUGGCAUCUGAGUGAGUCGUGGAGUAAUGCUGGUUUCUAGAUUUGUUCACGUAUCCUUAAUAAACAAGACUUUUUACAUUUGCAUUAAAAUACUGAAACCAUA
Molecule: messenger RNA, 3501 nt
Organism: Dicentrarchus labrax (European seabass)
Lineage: Eukaryota; Metazoa; Chordata; Actinopteri; Moronidae
Exons: 17
Coding region: 69-2759 (896 amino acids)
Cellular component (GO): nucleus; nucleoplasm
Molecular function (GO): ATP hydrolysis activity; zinc ion binding
Source: RefSeq, a predicted model, not a curated record